Molecule: messenger RNA, 1946 nt
Organism: Megalobrama amblycephala (Wuchang bream)
Lineage: Eukaryota; Metazoa; Chordata; Actinopteri; Cypriniformes; Xenocyprididae
Product: sialoadhesin
Exons: 8
Coding region: 43-1140 (365 amino acids)
Source: RefSeq, a predicted model, not a curated record
GGCGUCGACACUGACACACUGACACUGCAGAGCGAAGUCACUAUGGUGUCGUCUCUCAUAAAGUUUCUUCCUCUGAUCGUAGUGAUCAUGACUGCGGGGGUUGAUGGUCAGCAGGAUUGGGGAGUGAAUUACAGCCAUUCAUAUGUUUGUGCAUUAAAGGGAUCAACAGUGAAAAUAUCCUGUACUGUAAGAUAUCCUGAUGAUCAUGAGCUCGUAACAGCUUUCUGGACCAAAACCUUUAGAGAAUCACCUGAUCUGUGUUCAGAUCCAGAGAAGAGAGGAGGGAUUCAGUGUUUGAGUGAAGAUAAAGACAUUUACAGCAUCACUUUGAUGGCUGUAACAGAAGCCGAUAAACACAUCUACUACUUUAAAUUUACUACAAACAUGGGUGUAAAAUGGACGGGUGUCCCUGGAGUUCAGCUUGACGUCACAGACCUGCAGGUGGAGACACAGCAGAGAGUGAAAGAGGGAGAUUCAGUCACUCUGACAUGUAAAAGCAGCUGCUCUCUGACUGAACAAACAACAUUCAUCUGGUACAGAAACACACAGAGAUUCACUGAAGGAAUUGUGAAAGAGAAUCAGCUUCAUCUGCAGUCAGUCAGUAGUUCUGAUGAAGGAAACUACAGAUGUGCCGUUACAGGACAUGAUCAUCUUCUCUCUCCGCCUGUUUAUCUUGAUGUUGAAUAUCCUCCAAAGAGUGUCUCAGUGUCCAUCAGUCCGUCUGGUGAAAUAGUGUCAGGAGAUUCAGUGACUCUGAACUGCAGCAGUGAUUCAAACCCUCCUGCUCUGAACUUCAGCUGGUUUAAUGAGAAUGAAACCUCAGCUGUUGGAUCUGGACAGAGUUUCAGCAUCUCCAGCUUUAGCUCCAGUUUCAGUGGACGCUUCUACUGUGAGGCUCAGAAUAAAUAUGGAUCUCAGAGAUCAGCGUCUGUUUCUCUCACUGUUAAAGGGAUUCAGAGAGCUGCUCUGCACACAGUUUCUGGGAUCGUGGUGGGAUGUGGAGGAUUGAUCUUCAUCAUCAUCAUCAUCUUCAUCAUCAUCAUUGUGUUCAUAAAGAUGAAGAAGAGGAGAGAAGGUGGAACUGAAGAUGUGAAUCAAAAGCAGGCGAGUCGACAAACACACUCCUCCAUCUACAACUGAAACACAUUGUGAUUGUAUUGUUGUAUUGAACUAUGAAUACGAUAGUGUACAUGAAGCAAUAUAAGUGCAGAAAUCUCUCUCUAUAGACGGCUGACGUGAGUGACGAUACAUACGCAGCUCUGGAUCCAGCGUCCAGAACAUCUGCUGACAUUUACAGCACAAUCGCAUCUGUUCAGUCCAGAGCUCCUGAUGACACCUACACGGCUCUUGAGCUUCAGUCCAGAUCUUCUGAAUAUGAGACUCUAGCAGUGACUUCAGCAGAUCCACAUUAAACUCUCCUCACUGUAUUACUGCUAAUAUGAAACAACUGAAGCUCCUCAGAAACUGCCCAUCAUUAUCAGCUCAUGAACAUCAUUUCAUCAUCAAUAACAUUCUGAUUUAUUAAACUGUGUAUAUUGUAAUUGAGCUUAUAAGAGUUUGCAGAAUUAUUUUUUUCUAUUAGUCUUGUAAAUCUAUAUUUUAGCCUGCAUGUCACAUUUUAUGUUUGUGCUUCAUAAGCAAAUGCAUUUUAGGAGAAAACUUGUACAAAAUAUUUAAAGUAACAUCAUAAUAACAUGUAGUUAUACUUUAGUUUCUGCUUCACUGGAGUAUUAAAAUUGAAUUUAUGUAUGUUAAUUUCACAGUUAAGCAGUAUUUUCAUGUUAAACUCAGUUCAGUCUGAAUCUGAUUGUAUUAAAGUCUCAGUUUCUCUGUCAUGUCUGACGCUCUGUUGACUGGAUUUUAUUCUACUGUAUCUUUACUGGAGGAACUUAAUCAUUUUUGUAGUGUUUAAAAGACCGAGAUCUCAAAUAAACAUUUCUCUCAUA